UCUGAUAUUAAUUUUUCGGUGGCGCCACUAAACUGAUCAAUCAAAAUACAUAGAAGUUGAGAAAUAUGACGUAAAUAUAACCUCAAGUUACCGCAAAUGACAGCAAACGUAUGAUAACUGUGCUUGUUGUGUGUUAAGCCUGAUUAUAAUUCCAUAUAAGUGUUGAACGCGUUAGCGAAUAUAGGAUAAAUUAUGAUUUAUUUAUCAAAUAAACUGACAGAAACUUUUUUUAUAUAAAAAAAUCAGAAAAUGAAAUAUUCUACUUCACCGCCAACGAGUCGAUGUCACUCGCCUGUCCCAACAGAAUUCUCAUCUUCAUUGCCAAUGCCAAUUGUUUACAGGCACAACUGUAUGGGUGCUGCAACAAAAUGUUACAAAUAUCUAAGAAAACUACUAAAGUUUGAACAAAUGGACUUUGAGUUUGCUCUUUGGCAGAUCAUAUUUUUAUUUGUAGCUCCACAAAAAGUUUAUAGAAAUUUCAAAAACAGGAAACAAACAAAGUCACAAUUUGCAAGAGAUGAUCCUGCAUUUUUUGUACUGCUUACAUGCUGUUAUUCAUUAUCAACCGUUGGUUUUGCUAUUGUAUUGGGUUUAGAACUUGUCCAAUACAUAAAAUUAUUAUUUUACAUGAUGUUUGUCGAAUAUUUGGGUGUUGGAUUUUUAAUAGCUACAAUAUUUUGGUUUAUAACUAAUAGAUAUCUGAGGAUAGACAAAACACAAGAUGUUGAAUGGGGCUAUGCAUUUGAUAUCCACAUGAAUGCAGUAUUCCCUCCUUUAAUUAUACUUCAUAUUCUUCAAUUAUUUUUAUAUAAUGCUUUGAUCAAUAAUGAUACAUUCUCAGCGCGAUUCUUUGGGAAUACUCUUUGGUUAAUAGCUAUUAUAUAUUACAUUUAUAUCACCUUUCUUGGCUAUGCAAGUGUAGAGAUACUUCAUAAAACACAUCUAAUAUUAUCCACUUUACCGAUAAUUCUGCUGACGUAUAUUACUACAUUAUGCGCUGGUAUCAAUGUCAGUUAUUUAGUUAUGGAAUUUUACUUUUAUCGAGCUAUAUAAAAAGAUUACAAUGUAUUGUAUUUUCAUCAAAUCAUCAUGUAUAUUAACUUUGGAAUAACAAUCUGGCUCCAUUGAAAUGCGGUAGAAUUUUUUGACAUUUUGACAUUAAAGAUAUUUGCAAUCAUUAAA
Harpegnathos saltator (Jerdon's jumping ant) is the source of this 1182-nucleotide messenger RNA. It is a transcript of the gene Unc50, whose product is annotated as Unc50 RNA binding protein. The transcript has 7 exons. Lineage: Eukaryota; Metazoa; Arthropoda; Insecta; Hymenoptera; Formicidae. Bases 250 to 1053 code for a protein of 267 amino acids. Gene Ontology annotation, cellular component: Golgi membrane. The record is from RefSeq and is a predicted model, not a curated record.